GUGUUCCUCUUGUUACGGCUACUGACGCAUGAACUUUCAUUAGCGAGGGUCCUGAUAACAUUCAUAAUCCAAUUUAUGAAGCAUUAAAAAAAGUCAGCAGGCAUUCAAGUCAAUUUGCUGUUUGCAACAGUAGAGUGAAGAAACACCUGAGGACACGAGAUAAACUCUGUUUCUAAAUGUCACCACCCUCUCCUGGCAGAUAUGAACAAUUUCAUUCAAGCCCAUGCAAGCUCAAUAAGUCAGACACGCGGGUUUCGGGUGCAGCUGAGUUUGACUCAAGUAUUUAUGUAACCAGCCUGCACCAUUGAGAUACAUGUGACUAAUCCUUAACCUUAGCAAGUCUAAAUUUGCCCUCAUGAUUGGUGCACUUGAGUCUAUCAGCCGGGCCAGUGCAGCAGCAGUGAUGAACUGGUCGGGGCUAGAGAGUCUGCUAAGUGGAGUGAAUAAAUACUCCACAGCGUUCGGGAGGAUCUGGUUGUCCAUGGUGUUUGUGUUCCGGGUCAUGGUGUUUGUGGUGGCGGCGCAGAGGGUUUGGGGCGACGAGAGCAAAGACUUUGUGUGCAAUACUCGACAGCCUGGCUGCACCAACAUCUGCUAUGACCACAUCUUCCCCAUCUCCCACAUCCGUCUGUGGGCGCUGCAGCUGAUUUUUGUCACCUGUCCGUCUCUGAUGGUGAUGGCUCACGUUAAAUACCGCGAAGGGAAGGACCAGAAGUACGUGGAGCUGCACCAAGGCUCUCACCUGUACGCCAACCCUGGGAAGAAGAGAGGGGGGCUGUGGUGGACCUAUCUGCUAAGUUUGGUCUUCAAAGCUGGAUUCGACAUGUCGUUUCUUUACAUUCUCUACCGGAUAUACCACGGAUAUGACCUGCCCAGGUUAUCCAAGUGUUCUCUGGACCCGUGCCCCAACACUGUGGACUGCUUCAUCAGUCGUCCGACAGAGAAAAAGAUCUUCAUGUUGUUCAUGGUUGUGUCCAGCGCACUGUGCAUCUUCAUGUGUAUCUGCGAGAUGGUUUAUCUCAUCGGCAAGCGCAUCGCCAAAUUUUUUAGGGUCCGCCAAGACAACCAGAGGCUCCUGUUCGCUGAGCAGCACGAGCUCACCAACAUGGCCCCGCCCAGGUCCCAGUGUCACAGGAGGGACCCCACGCUGUCAGACAGCCAGCUGAGCUUAAACAAGAGGGAGAAGAUCAGAGAAGGUGGUAUGACUACCACCUUGUAGGACUAUACAAGUCGGUUUGUUUCUUACGGGUGGCAGCACAACAGGACCAAAAGAUAUCGAGUUAUAAACUAAAGGACUGAUAAAUCCUGUUAUUCUGGGACGCAGCUGAACAUGAAAUAUUCAUGACUUUCCGUUGAAAGGAUCUCCAACACUGGCUGGAAUACUGCUAAAGAAGAGGACUGCGAGUAUUUCUAUGUCUGGAUAUGACAUUUCUAUUUUUUAACCAUAUAUUUGAUCUACUCAGGCUGUUCCUCUAAAUCAUACGACCACAUAGGUUCCUACCCUCAACCCACAGGUUUCCUGAGUAAGUGCAGGCAGGAGAUCAACCCCUAGCAGUUUAAACACAUCAUUAACUUUGUGAAACUAUCUUAAGGUAAGAAAGUACAUGAUUAGGCAUGGAGAAAGAGUAUGAUAAAUAGACGUAACUACCAGAAGUGUGUGUAGAUAUGUACAUGGUGUAAAGACAAAGCAACAAGCUCUCCAACCUAAAUGUCAGAACCAGUCCUUUGUUAAUACCACCUAUAACGACCCAAGUGAACAAUUCAGGGUACAGAGCGGAGCAAAAGCUCUAAAAAUAUCGCACAUGUCAUUAUGCAUACAUGUGCUCGGUUAUAAUUCCAUUGAAUUUAGGCUACAAAACCGCUGAUCUAAGAUUAGGCUAAAAAAACCUGGUAAGGCAUUAUGAAAAACAGUAAAUACAUGCACAUAAAUGCCGGAGGUGAAGUAGUGAAAGGAUGACAUGACUUCUGGAAGUGACAUAGUUACGCAAGUGCAAGUAUGUUAUUCACAAAACGUGAGGCAUAGAAGUUCAGUGAUGUUUAAAUCACAUCGUUUACUUUGGUUUUUAUUAUUUUAACCAUCCAACACCCCUCCCAACCUCCCCGAAUGCGAGUUCUGUACUGUACUCUGUUCUAUGCUCCGCCUCGCUGUCAUUUACAAACGACCUAUGGGGUUGUUUUUCAGCGGAGACCAGUUAUGCACGAAAGAUGCUGGUUUCCUGGGUCAAAGUCCAUCGUGCUCCCUUCCACCAUCCCUCCUGCCUUUUUUACAUUACAAUCGCCUUGGCAUCCUUCAUAAUUACUAUUACCACUAUGUUGUAACUACAAAUCUACAUAUGGGGAGUUUCAAGCUGCUGUACAAAUGACACAUAGGGUUUAUUUUUUGUUAUUCCUCCGAAAAGUAAUGCACUGAAUUUCUUGACUAUUUCUUAAAAUUAUGCUUGUUCAAAAUGCAUACAGUGCAUGAAUACAUUAACAGUGGAUGGGAGGGGAGAUGGAGAGCACAAAUCCAGGAUUAUGAUCCAGAAGACCAAUGUUUGUGUCCUUUUGGAAACUUAUUCUCUUAUGUUCUACAUUAUAACUUGUUUCAUUAAUUCUAUAUGGAAGUUGUUUUAAGUCUAACCCUGUUGUUUUGUGGUUGUUUUUUCCUAAGCUUAACCAAGUAGUUUGGGGCUAAACUCAAGUAGUUCUGUAUCACAAAGUUACCAACAUGUUUAAAACAGCAACUGUUAUUUCAUCAUAUGAAAAUCAUAUGAACAUCACCUGUUCAUGAGAAUAUGUUGAUGGAUCACUACACAAACAUCCAGGAGAUUUUAGAGCACAAAUCUGAUGUUGUGUUUCAGGUCAUUGUUGAUAGAUUGUUGAUCAUGAAUCAAAAGUAAUAUAUCGCUUAUGUCAUGUCAUAUGUAAUUCCUUGGUGUAAGUAUUGUAAAUUGCAGCACUUGAUAUCUUCCACAUUGUUAAUAUCUUAUUAAUUAUGUGACUGAGAAAACAGAUCGCCUUUGGUGCUCUACGUGUUCAUACUUCUUCUGCUAAAGGGACCAAAAUGCCGCUGGGAAUUUGAUGAGCUGAUGAGUCAACUGGAUUGUUAUAAUGUGGUCCAAUUGUUUCGUUUAAGAUGUGUUUUUAUUGACCAUAUAAUGAAAUAUUUAAUUGCUUACAAAAAUAAAAAUGCUGAUUAAAAUUCAGAUCUAGAUUGUCUCCUGUUUUAUGAUAUACUGUGUGGUUGAAUGGUUGUUCU
Molecule: messenger RNA, 3238 nt
Organism: Centropristis striata (black sea bass)
Lineage: Eukaryota; Metazoa; Chordata; Actinopteri; Perciformes; Serranidae
Product: gap junction beta-4 protein-like
Exons: 4
Coding region: 356-1219 (287 amino acids)
Biological process (GO): cell communication
Cellular component (GO): connexin complex
Source: RefSeq, a predicted model, not a curated record